GCAUAUCCACGUCAAGUUGACUGUAUAUGCGCCGCGGAAAAAACACCAAACCCCUCUCCUAUCCUUCUCCGGGUCAGGUCAAAAAGGGGCCACCAACAGAUAAAUAGGAGAAACGCCAAUGGAAUGAAAAAAGGCUUCCUCAAAACCACUCCACAGACAUGCAUAUAUUCAUCCAUUCAUUCAUAAAGUAGAAUUCUGGAAUUUUCAUCUCCAUGACGAAGAUUCACUUUACGUAAACUGCACCGUUACCGGUACCUCCCAUUGUUAAGUUUUAAAGUGAGAGGUGAAAUGGCGAUAAAGGAUAACGAGAGUUGUGGCAGUAGAGUGGUCGAUUCGGCGACUACCACUGGUCGGUUUCUGUUGAAAAAAUUGGAGGUUUACAAUGAGGUUCUUCGGAGGCUUAAAGAAGAAUCUAACAAUCACGAGGCUUUACAACCUGACUUUGACAAUGAACUUUGGGCUCAUUUCAAUCGCCUUCCUACUCGGUACGCAUUAGAUGUGAAUGUUGAAAGGGCAGAAGAUGUACUCACACACAAGCGAUUACUACAUCUAGCACAUGAUCCAGCUAAUAGACCUGCCUUUGAAGUCCGGUUGGUGCAGGUUGCUCCCAGUCCUGAUGAAAACUCAAUAGAUUCUGUUUAUUCGAGCUCGGCAAAGAAGGAAGUUAGCAGAAGUGUCCAUCCUCCACCUGCAUUUGGUUCUUCUCCUAAUCUCGAAGCCCUUGCGUGUGAGAUUAUCAAAUCUGAAGUUCAAGAUGAGGAUGCCGCUCCUCCUUGUGCAAAUAUAUUACGGCCCAUGCAUGAAAUAACAUUCUCAACGGAUGACAAACCGAAGCUUCUUAGCCAGUUAACUUCAUUACUAUCUGAGCUUGGGCUGAACAUCCAGGAAGCACAUGCCUUUUCCACUGUGGAUGGCUAUUCUCUAGAUGUCUUUGUUGUUGAUGGUUGGCCCUAUGAGGAAGUUGUGCAACUUCGAGCUGCAUUGGAGAGGGAGAUCUUGAGAAAUGAGAAAUCAUGGCCAAGCCCAUCACAAUCACUAAUAAAGCAAGAUCAAGACUUGAUCAAAUGUGAAUUUGACCAUUUGACAAUACCUUUUGAUGGCAUUGAUGUCUGGGAAAUUGAUCAUCAGCUUCUAAAAUUUGAAUACAAGAUUGCAUCUGGUUCAUAUGGUGACUUAUACAAAGGCACAUACUGCAGUCAAGAAGUAGCUAUCAAAAUCCUAAAAUCUGAGCGCUUGAACACAGAAUUGCAGACGGAGUUCGCCCAAGAAGUGUAUAUCAUGAGAAAAGUUCGUCACAAGAACGUUGUGCAAUUCAUAGGAGCUUGUACUAGGCCUCCCAACUUGUGUAUAGUUACAGAGUACAUGUCUGGGGGAAGCGUAUAUGACUAUUUACACAAACAAAGGGGCAGUUUCAAACUACCUACUCUACUUAAAGUAGCGAUUGAUGUAUCCAAAGGAAUGAACUACCUGCAUCAAAAUAAUAUUAUACAUAGGGACUUGAAGGCUGCCAAUCUACUGAUGGAUGAAAAUGAAGUCAUUAAAGUGGCUGAUUUUGGAGUUGCCAGGGUAAAGGCACAAACCGGUGUCAUGACAGCAGAGACCGGGACUUAUAGAUGGAUGGCCCCUGAGGUAAUAGAACACAAGCCCUAUGAUCACAAAGCAGACAUAUUCAGUUUUGGGGUUGUGCUAUGGGAGUUGCUGACAGGAAAGCUUCCAUAUGAGUACUUAACCCCAUUGCAAGCUGCUAUUGGAGUGGUGCAGAAGGGUUUGCGACCAACUAUACCCAAGCACACUCCUCCCAAACUUGCUGAGCUGCUCGAGACAUGCUGGCAGCAAGACCCAACAUCCAGACCUGACUUUUCUGAAAUAGUGGAUAUUUUGCAGCAAAUAGCAAAAGAGGUUGGACAUGAAAAAGCAGAUCGUUGCAAGGAGAAGGCAUCUGGAGGAUUCUUUUCAGCGCUUAGACGUGGACAUCAUUGAGUAGAUGCAACACUCAUACGGAAUAUUGAUAAUAUUUUUAGUUACACCUAAUUACAUGUUUUUAGCCUUAUUUAUUCUUAUUGUACAGAUGUUUUUUUCCCCUGAUCAAUGCCCCAAUAGUCGAAUGAUAUCUUUGUUUUUCAAUUCUUUGAACAAGUUAUUCGGCUGCUUGGAAAAUUUUAGAAGGGCUUUAUUCCUA
Solanum dulcamara is the source of this 2179-nucleotide messenger RNA. Its product is annotated as serine/threonine-protein kinase STY46. The record is from RefSeq and is a predicted model, not a curated record. The coding region runs from base 289 to 1980 and encodes 563 amino acids. NCBI's taxonomy places the organism in Eukaryota, Viridiplantae, Streptophyta, Magnoliopsida, Solanales, Solanaceae. The transcript is spliced from 16 exons. Gene Ontology annotation, molecular function: ATP binding; protein kinase activity. Gene Ontology annotation, biological process: protein phosphorylation.